Molecule: messenger RNA, 1491 nt
Organism: Anopheles bellator
Lineage: Eukaryota; Metazoa; Arthropoda; Insecta; Diptera; Culicidae
Product: facilitated trehalose transporter Tret1-like
Exons: 2
Coding region: 1-1491 (496 amino acids)
Biological process (GO): transmembrane transport
Cellular component (GO): membrane
Molecular function (GO): transmembrane transporter activity
Source: RefSeq, a predicted model, not a curated record
AUGAUUAUCAAAAAGCCGCCAGCUGACCAGGCGUUCAUCGAGAGCAUUGUGGCCAAACGUUUUUCGCCGCUGGCACGACAGAUAUUGGCCGCAUCGGGUCCGAUCGUGAGCAGCGCCGCGGCCGGCAUGACCAAUGGCUUCUCGGCGAUCCUGCUUCCGCAGCUGCAGCAACCGGGCAGCCAGAUCACCAUCACCGAGGAGCAAUCGUCCUGGAUCGCUUCGAUGGCCCCGCUGCCGAUGGCGCUCGGCUGUAUCAUCGGUGGCCUGCUGAUGGAGCGGUGUGGCCGCAAGACGGCUCACCUGCUGCUCAACGUCACGUUCGCCAUCGGCUGGUGCGUGCUGUCGAUGGCCCACAGCUACCCGCAGAUCCUGGCCGGCCGCUUCAUCACCGGCUUCAGCUGCGGACUGGUCGGGCCACCCGCCUCCGUUUACAUCGCGGAAACGAGUGACCCUCGCUACCGGGGAAUCCUACUGGCCGGCGUAACGUUCGCCGUUUCCGGUGGCAUCCUGCUGGCGCACCUGUUCGGAACGUUCUUCCGCUGGCAGACGGCGGCCCUUCUCUGUUCGCUGUUCAUGAUCCUUGCCUACCUGCUGAUGCUACUGUCACCCGAAAGUCCCGCGUGGCUGUUAGGGCGGGGCUCGCGAAGUGAAGCGGAGACAGCCUUCCGGUGGCUGCGAGGCUAUGACGCCGAUAGUCGCAACGAAUUCGACGCCAUGGUCGCUCGCAGUACGCAGGCUACCAGUAAGAAGCCACACCACGAUGACGAGAACCACAGGACGAGUCCGUACCGGCGGCGAGAGUUCCUGAUGCCGCUGGUGACACUGCUCGUGUUCUUCGCCACCAUGCAGUUCUCGGGCGUCAACAUUGUGGCGUUCUACUCGAUCCAGCUGAUGCAGACGACGAUCGGCCGCGACGGACUGAACGAGUACCUGGCGAUGCUGAUCGUAGAUCUGGUGCGCGUCGUGACGUCACUGGUGGCUUGCGCUCUGCUGCGAUCCGUGGGCCGUCGCCCGUUGGCCAUGGCCAGUGGGGUCGGUACGACCGUCAGCUUGAUCGGGCUGUCGAUCUUCCUCUACUUCCAGACCAGCAUCCCGCUGUAUCGCAACUACUCGUGGCUGUCGCUCGUCUUCCUCAUCGGCUACAUCGUGUUCGUGGGCAUCGGGCUCUUUCCGCUGCCCUGGUGCAUGACGGGCGAGAUCUUUCCGCUGGCCACGCGUGGACUCGGCUCGGGUCUAACGUCUUCGUUCAACUUUGUGUGCUUCUUCGCCGUCAUCAAGACCGGACCGACACUGUUCGCCGCUGUCGGGAUCAACGGGGCGUUCCUGGUGUACGGUGUCAUCUCGCUGCUCGGCACGCUCCUACUGUACGUCAUUUUGCCCGAAACCAAGAACCGCACACUGGCGGAGAUCGAAGAGCAGUUCCGGCGCGGUCGACGCACUGCCAAGCAGGUGCCGGAAGUGGCAACGGUAUCGGCCGGGGUGCACGCCUAG